Molecule: messenger RNA, 273 nt
Organism: Drosophila teissieri
Lineage: Eukaryota; Metazoa; Arthropoda; Insecta; Diptera; Drosophilidae
Exons: 2
Coding region: 22-273 (83 amino acids)
Source: RefSeq, a predicted model, not a curated record
AAGGAACUGCAACGAGAGAAAAUGAAGCUGCUGAUCAUUGCCUGCUUGCUUGCCCUGGCUGUGGGCCACGAGGUGUAUUACUAUACCCCCAGCUAUGGGUACUACCCCAGUACUUUUGCCAGGUCCUCGGCCGUCCUGCCCUUGGCCUAUUCCCGUUUGAUUGCCCCGGCAGCCGCCGAAUCGCAUCUUUACCACAGCGUGGAGACCCCGAACUCCUUCCAGCAGCAAUAUCGCAGCGACUACAAGCCCCUGACCUAUGAGUACAUCUACUAA